Culex quinquefasciatus (southern house mosquito) is the source of this 3314-nucleotide messenger RNA. RefSeq lists its product as uncharacterized. Bases 1202 to 2164 code for a protein of 320 amino acids. NCBI's taxonomy places the organism in Eukaryota, Metazoa, Arthropoda, Insecta, Diptera, Culicidae. The transcript is spliced from 6 exons. The record is from RefSeq and is a predicted model, not a curated record.
CUUUCCACCGUCGGCCGAGACAGAACCACUUUUUCCCCCGUUGGAUCCCGCGGUGUUACGGUCGCGCGAACGUCGCCGCAAUUAGUUCCAGAUUCGUUCUCCCGUGACGUUUGUGCACCUCUCGGCCACUUCCACCACCUUGAGCCUCGUGCGCGGCCUACUACGGUUGCAAGCCUGGAAGCGCGCGCGCGCGCGCCCUUACCUUGCAGUAACGCAGUAUGUGAACAUUCCCGUGAAUAAGCGUGUGUGUUUCGUAAUUUGCAUAUUUGCUCAAUCAACGAGGGACGGCGUCGUCGUCGUCGUCGUCGUCGUUGGCCCACAUUCGGUGGAGGGCGGCCCCACCUGGAACGGCGCGGGGGGACACCUCCUGCACAACUUGCUAUAGUUACGGUCCGAAGUAAACAAGAGUCUUCUUUGUGUUUUGUGACAACAACAGAGGCGGAAAAGAAUAGCAUCAAGCGGUGAAGAUUUUCCACGGGGAACCGUUUCACCUUAAUAAGUUUUCCCUCCCCGCGAGGGAGAGAGACGGAGAGAUGAUGAGGAAAUUUGACGCAGUAGGCGAUUGCAUCUCGUGCCUAAUUUCAGCGAUAAUUUCCUCGAUUUGGAUGCCGGAAAGUUAACAACCGAAUCAUCAUCGGAAUCGGAAGUUUGCUGGAGAAAAACAGAAGAAGAAGAACGACGACGACGUAGUAGGCGGCAACGUGUGCUACAGCGGCGUAGGAGGCAACGCGCGCGCGACAAUCAAAUUAAGCUGUGAUAGAAAAAUGCUGCCACGGCCGUCGUGCUGGCGAAAAAUUCCGCACCAACGCUCGCGUGUGACGCUAAUUUUGGCUGCCCAAAUCCGAUUAUAGAAAAAAAAGGAAGGAAAAAAAAUCAAAAAAGUUUAACGUAAACACGCCCAAAACAUCAAAGUGAACAAACAUGCAUCCGCGCAAGUGACAGUUUGAAUUUUUUUUUCGCGACGACUGCUUCGAUCGACGUCCGAAAGUCAAUCACCGCAGAGUAGCACCGGUUUUGCUUGGCUCUCCUCUAAUUGAGAGCGGAAGUUGUUUAGAGAGUCGGCGGAGCCCAGCGCUUGUCGUAAUUGCUGGGAAGAGGCGCAAAUUCCGCGCGCGCUCUGAAAAGUUCGGCAGGCGUGGUCCACCGCAAGUCCAAGCCCGUCAACAGGACAAAAAAAAUCCCGGAAUAAUGCUGAGGCGCUAUGGCACCAAUCGCGCCCAGUAUUUACGCUGCCAUCGUGACCUGUCUGGGAUUUGCGUGCUUCGCGCUGAGUGCCACCGCCGUCGGGCUGCCGGUGUGGGGCCGGUUCCGCAGCCGGACACCCGGCUUCGAAGACCAGGGAUACUUCGGCCCGUGGAAGCUCUGCCGCCAGUUGACUUUUAGGGAGCGGUGCGGCAACGGAGUGUCGUACUUUAAGCCAUCCGAUGCCAUCUUCGCGUCCGGCCUGCUGGCCACCUUUGCCUGCGUCGCGUUCGGCCUGUACUGCGUGCUGUGCAUCCUGCAGAUCGCCAUGAUCUCGUCCCGGGACAAGAUCGUCAUGCGAUACACAACUCUAGUCGUUCAGAAGCUGCUGCUGGCGCUGGUCGGAGCCGUGCUGGCCCUGGUCGGUGCCAUCCUGUUCGGGGUCACCGCCGACAGUAGCCGCGGCCAGUUCGAGGUGUCCCGCGGAGCGUCCUUCUACCUGCAGCUGGUCGUGGUAGGACUCUCGCUGUGCCUAGCCGUGGCGGCCGUGCUGGAUCUCGUCCUGGCCCGGAGACCCGGCGGCGAUCCCACGAUGCUGCCGACGGUUUCGAUCGCCGGCAGCGAGAGGUCCACGCCGACCACCGUCGUCAACCCCGGCUACCGGGACAACGGGCGGGGUGGCCGCGGCAGUCGAGUUGGCAUCUCCGUGACGGAUUCGUCCGGCCGGCCGUACACCGGCGGCAGCACCGCCACCAUGGCCUCGGGUAGCGUCCAGUCGAUGAACACCACCCUGACGUCGAUGACGGGCUCGAGCACGGUCAGCACGACGGCCACGCCGCUCCGGUCCAGCCUGAAGAAGCCCAAACCGCCCAGCAGCACCGACACGCUCGGCAUCCAGAACCCGGGCUACCAAUCGCCGCGGCUGUCCCGCAACGGCAGCGUCAAGAAGGUCCGCAUUCAGACGCACGACACCGAGGUGUAGUUGGUCGUGGGAAACGCGCCAUUUUUCGCUCGAUCUUAUUUUUUCGACCCCCCGGGUAAUUAUCAUCCGGGCACUGUGCAAGAUGUAAGAUAGACACACACAAGGUUUCAACUGCUCUGCAAUACCUCUGAAAACGGUAGCAGUUUCUGUUUAGUAGACGAACAUCUAUAUAUUUACAAAGGGGCACGUGGAGAUGAAUGGAUUUCAUUGAUGAACGCUAAUUUAAUAUCGGUCCGUCCCGGCACGCAAGGUCACACCGGCGAUCUUCAAUCGAGUACUGUUAGAGGAAUGCAUUUUCUUUCCAGUACAAACCCACUGUAAAUUUGUAACCAGUUACGUGCACCAAUCCAAUUUUCUCAUCAGCCAGUAGAAUUAAAUCGAAAUCAAGUAAAUGUACAAACUUACAUAUCUAACAAAAUUUCUUUAAAAUGCAUGUGUGGAACACUUUUCAAAUUAGUCGUCUUCCUUUCAACACUCACACAAAAGCCUUAAUUUGGCAACACUGCUGUCACUUUAUGACGCCAUAAUGGCGUCAAAGCACGUGGCACACUGCGCGUUCUGAGAGAACGGUUUGUUUUGCGUCGAAAUUUGUUAGCGCGUUUUGUUUCAUUAGUUGUUUUUUUUUUUUAUAUUAGGGCAUGUUGAAUAAUUUUACACGCUUCUUUUUAGUUCGAACACACGCGUCGUUUUAUCAACGAAGCAAAAUGCACUUAACACAGAAGGAACAAAGCCGUCCGAAAUAUUUAGGUAAAAAUCACAAACUUAGCUUUAGUGGAAGAAAGCAACUUGCAAGAGUAUAUCGCAUAAAUAUUCAUAUUUAAAAGUAUUUAUUUUAGCGGGAGCCCCGUAAAAUGAACUACCUUUGAACACUACCUUUUCUCGAUGUAGUUUAAAUAGUGAAAAAUUUUCUAAUCAAAACUUGCUAUAAAAUAUAAGCGAUUUAGAUCAAUUUGAACGAGAAGAAAGAACAAAAACCAUACUUUUUUUAUAGGAUAGCCUUUAUCAUCCGUCCAAAUAGAGGAAACAUAUAGCUUUCAAAUAUCUACCACAAUUCGGAACACUAAUGACGAACGAAACUCUAAUUGUGAACCUGUGAUUAAUCGCUAAAUCAGAAUAAAUCGGCAUUUAAACGAAAAGUUAGGAAAAUCAA